GCCGCCGUAGCCGUUGCCAUGGCGACGGGCGCAGCGGCCCGAGGCCCGCGGAGGCGCCGGGAGCUGCCGGGGAGGCCUCAGCCGGGGGCCCCGCGCCCUGCCCGGGCAUGAGGCGGGGCCGGGGCCGCUGUCAACCGCUUCUGCGGGAAGAAGAUGAAUAUCUGCAAUAAACCCCAUAAUAAGAUAGCUCCAGAGGAUUUGGGCGAAGCCGUCCCUGAGGUGAAGGUCCAACGCGCUCGAAGAAAUGGCUGGAGCUGGCCCCUGCACCUGUUCCAGGUCAUCGCCUGGCUGCUGUUCCUGUUCUUUGCUCUGGUUGGCUUUGGGAUCCUGGUUCCCCUGCUGCCCCGCCACUGGCUGCCCGCUGGCUACAUCUGUCCAGGAGUGUGUUUUAUCUACCAUUUAGUUGUUCAUCUUACUGCAGUUUCCAUUGACCCUGCGGAUGCAAACGUGCGAGAAAAAAACUAUCUGGGGCCUCUGGCCACCUUCAACCGUAACCAGCACGCACAUGUCAUUGAGAACCAUCACUGCCAUGUCUGUGAUGUAGAUGUGAGUGCCAAGUCAAAGCAUUGUGGAACUUGCAACAAGUGUGUUUGUGGCUUCGAUCAUCACUGCAAAUGGCUCAACAACUGUGUGGGAGAGAGGAAUUACUGGCUCUUUUUGAACAGUGUGCUGUCUGCCAUUCUGGGCCUGGGGCUUCUGCUGCUCGUCGCUUUCUACGUCUUUGUGGAGUUCUUCGUCGACCCCGCGGUGCUUCGCUCUGACCAGCACUUCGAUGCUUUGAGGAACCACAUGGACCGCUGGUUUGUGUUUCUUCCUGCAUCUCCUGUUGAGACUCAGGCACCUGCCAUUUUGGUGACAGCUGGGAUUUUUAUUCUUCUGAGCCUAGUGACCAUGAUCCUGCUGGGCCACCUCUUGACCUUUCACAUCUAUCUCUUGUGGCACAAGCUGACUACGUAUGAGUACAUCCUGCAGCAGCGUCCCCAGCAGCAGCCAGACAAGGUAGACAAGAAACAGGAGUCUUGUUCCUCCCAAGUGAGACACAGUCAGGAAGCAGACUUGUUGUCAGGUAAUCCUGGCUAUACAGACCCUGGAAUUCAAGUAGAGGAAUUCUCAACAGUAACUUCAGGAAAAAGCUUUCCAAAGCUCUAUGUCCAUAACCAAGAAGGUGACCCCAAGCAGAGCUCCUCCCCUGAGUCCCCAUCUCUUCACUCUGUGGCCCCUUCUCAGCAACAGAAGAAAAGAAGAAAGAAAAUGCAGAAAGCUUCUUCCUCAGCAAUGGAUAGUGGAUCUAAAGCACAUGCUACACCUCAGCUCUCAUUCCCAGAUCCCCCAUCAGACAAUCCCAGAGGAGUCAGGAAGAAGAAUCUGUAUUCUGAGCACAAGGUCAAAAGGAGAAGCUGCCAGCUGGAUAGACGUGUGGAACGAGACCUGGAGCUUUUUUCUAAGAUUCCUGCUGUGUUUGUAAGUAAGAGCAGUGGAGAACCUCUUGUCCCUCAGCCCCAGCCCAGUGAGAGCACGUCAGAGCCUGACCACAGAAAAUGCACCAGCAAGCAGCAUGUGGGCACACAUGAUCCAUGCUCAAAGGACAUAAGGACAAGCACCACAGCGGCCUAGGGAUCAUCCUUCCAAAGCCAUGGCCUUGGGAACAGCGUUGGUGCUGUGUAGAGGCCUACAGGACUCACCCCUCACUGUGCACGUGCUGUCAGGCUGCAGUGGGACAUUUCUCAUCCUCAGCCAAAGGCAAGAGGCAGCAAGGUGGCAAACCUGAGGUAGACUUGUUGCUCACGAGAGCUCAAGUGCUUUCCCUGGGGAAGGGCCAACCCCUCUGCACACUGUUCCUGCAGUAACUUCCCAGCAGAGUGUAGGGGGAAGAACAGGGCUGCACCUCUGCCAUUCCCUGCACCCUGAAAGCUGUAUUUCCAUCUGCCUGCUCCCUGUCAUUGGAUCAUGCUCAGGGGCUUCAGCAGGUGGUCAGGGAGUAACCUCAGGAUUGCCCCAUCCCUAUACCGCUUUCCACUGUGCACCCUCAAGCCCAGUCCACCACCAGCAUUUUCUUGGAAGGCAGCAUAGUUUGACUUGUUCCCCCAUCCCAGCAGUCUGGGGUGCCCCAUGCUGCAGCAUUCUCAUCAGAAGUUUUGGGAUACAGCAAGCCCUGGAACCUUUCCAGUUCCUGGGCUGCCAGAUCUGUAUUAGUCCACAGCCAAGCCUGGGGUGUGUGUAGUGCAGAAAGGUCCCACAGCAGACAGUGGGGCACAUGGCCUGUGCCUUGAGCCACAGCACCCUGUGCUGGGGGUGAGCUGCAGGGAACUGUCUGGGCUGCCAUCCUACAGCACCUGUGCUCUCCCUGCCCUCAUGGCUUCCCCAGGCAGCUUGCCCUGUUCCAGAUGCCUGGCUGAGUGCUGAGGCUGGGCCUUCAGCAAGCCCAGAUCUGCCUAGCAGCCAGCUAAUCUCAGACAGCAGCCACCAGCAUGGCCAUGUCGGACAGGAUUUGGCACAGCCCUGAGCAGCACCACUGGCGUGGCUGGAUGCACAUUUCCAGGCAUAUCCUCAGCACAGCACACUGCUGGUGCUGUGAGCAAACAGGUGCACCAGCAAAGAAAAGGAAGCCAGGGGAGUCUUCAUCACCCUUCCAAAAUGUUUUGAUGCAUGGAAGGCACAACUGACCUUUCUCCAGCCUAUGGUGGGUGCAGGUUAGGGAAGGACAGGACAAAGCACAGUGCUGUGAGAGAGAGUCAAGCUAAGCUGUUCUCCCUUUGUCUAGCUCAGUCUGCAAGCAUUCCUUGGAACUGGGUCAGAGCAGGACAGGGGAUCCGGGGUCAAAGGCUCUUGGGGCACAGUCAACACAGGACAGGCAGGCUGGACUCACAGCCUUGAUGGGAGAGACUAGCCUGAGAGAAAGACCUGGGAGUGUUUUAAAGGGCUGCCUUACCAGUCUUCUCUUGUGUGAUUUUUGUCUCCUGAAAGAACUGGGAUGAGGAGCUUUGACUCUUCAUCAAAUUACACAAUCUGUUGAUCAGAAGAAGUGAAGUCUCAUGUAGCUGUUGAAGUAAUUUUGUCUCAGUUUGCAGGAAGGGCUGUGGUCACACUCCUUGCAGCUUCCCUGCCUGCUGUGGCCAGUGGUGCCCGCUGGCAGUGUGACCCUUUGGGAAAGCAGGUGAGUGUGGACCAGCAGACAUGGCGCUGGGUUUCUGCAGAGACCAGGGCAUUGCUCACCUAUGGGUCCCAGUUAGACAAAGUCCUUCCUGUUGUCUCCUCAUGUCUGCUGUCAUCCAAGGAAACUGUGUCCUGCAGCAAUGCUGGGCUCAUGGUUUUCCAAGGCCAGCUGUCCCUCUACCAGAAAGCAUUGGUAAUUCCUCUUCAGCAGGUGCCCCUGAGCAGACCUUGUGUGUUUUCUUACUCUGUCCAUGCAGAAUCAGUCCCAAAAUCAUGUAUGGAGCUCUUUGGUAGCUCUGGCCACAAUAAAAUUUUGUAUAUUCUUGCUAAAUAGUUUCCUCCUUUCUUUUGCAGCAAUUCCUGUCUCUGCCCCGUU
Molecule: messenger RNA, 3529 nt
Organism: Motacilla alba alba
Lineage: Eukaryota; Metazoa; Chordata; Aves; Passeriformes; Motacillidae
Gene: ZDHHC1
Product: zinc finger DHHC-type containing 1
Exons: 11
Coding region: 154-1614 (486 amino acids)
Biological process (GO): peptidyl-L-cysteine S-palmitoylation; protein targeting to membrane
Cellular component (GO): endoplasmic reticulum; Golgi apparatus
Molecular function (GO): protein-cysteine S-palmitoyltransferase activity
Source: RefSeq, a predicted model, not a curated record